AUGGAAGCACAAAUCAGAUCGGUGCGAGAGCAAAUUGAAAAUGUUCAACUGCUACUCAUCGCGGUCGAACGGCAGUCUGGGAAAAACGAAAUGGAACGUUUAAUAAAAAAUGCGAAUAAUAGUUUACUGUAAGUUUUUCAAACAUUUUCUACUUUUUAUUGCUUUUUUUCAGCAAAACCGAGACGAACAUGUACCGAUUGGAAUCACAGCUCAAUCGAGAACCAGCAACAGUUAGACAGACGGUUUUCUUCAAAGUGGAACAGCUGAAAAGUGAUAUUUACCUCAUCAAAAACUCUUUAAUGGGCAUGGAAAACAAACACGAUAAUCAGAGAAAACGUGCUCAAGAAAAGGAAGAGUUGUUGAAGAAAAGGUACUUUUUUUUUUGCUUUUUGUCGAAAUGCGUUAUAUUCUUCAGGUUCACAACAAACAAUGAAACGAGAGUGAACUUGGGUUUCGACGAAGAGCUCAAUACGAAUGAAAGAUUGAAAUUUUCGGAUAAUAUACUAGAUCAAAUGCUCGCUCAAGGAGCAAGUGUCUUUGAGGAUUUGCAAAAACAAAAGAGCAACUUACUGAGUAUUCGAAAACGGUUUCAUUUUCUAACAAAAUCAGUGAGUGGAAAUAAUCGAAAUAAUUUAAAGCAACUGUUCUUACAGCUAGGAAUUUCCUACACCACUAUUCAUCUCAUCGAGAAACGUGUGCGGGAGGACAAAAAGUUAUUCUUCAUUCUUGCUCUGUGCUGCUUGAUUUUCAUGUUCUUCUUUUACUAUUGGUGGCAACACUGA
This is a messenger RNA of Caenorhabditis sp. 36 PRJEB53466, 782 nucleotides long. NCBI's taxonomy places the organism in Eukaryota, Metazoa, Nematoda, Chromadorea, Rhabditida, Rhabditidae. The record is from the annotation of a GenBank genome assembly.